AUGAUACGGAAUGGCCUAUCCGUCACCAGCCCUGCGAUAUGGAAUGGCCUACCAAUCACCAGCCAUGUAAUACAGAAUGGCAUAACCAUCACCAGCCCUGUUAUAAGGACUGACCUACCCAUCACCAGCCCUGAGAUACGGAAUGACCUACCCAUCACCAGCCCUGUAAUACGGAAUGGCCUAACCAUCACCAGCCCUGUAAUACGGAAUGGCCGAACCAUCACCAGCCCUGUAAUACGGAAUGGCCUAACCAUCACCAGCCCUGUGAUACGGAAUGACCUACCCAUCACCAGCCCUGAGAUACGGAAUGACAUACCCAUCACCAGCCCUGUGAUACGGAAUGACCAACCUAUGACCAGCCCUGUAAUACGGAAUGGCCUAACCAUCACCAGCCCUGUGAUACGGAAUGACCUACCCAUCACCAGCCCUGUUAUAAGGACUGACCUACCCAUCACCAGCCCUGAGAUACGGAAUGACCUACCCAUCACUAGCCCUGUAAUACGGAAUGGCCUAACCAUCACCAGCCCUGUAAUACGGAAUGGCCUAACCAUCACCAGCCCUGUAAUACGGAAUGGCCUAACCAUCACCAGCCCUGUGAUACGGAAUGACCUACCAAUCACCAGCCCUGAGAUACGGAAUGACAUACCCAUCACCAGCCCUGUGAUACGGAAUGACCAACCUAUGACCAGCCCUGUAAUACGGAAUGGCCUAACCAUCACCAGCCCUGUGACACGGAAUGACCUACCCAUCACCAGCCCUGAGAUACGGAAUGACAUACCCAUCACCAGCCCUGUGAUACGGAAUGACCAACCUAUGACCAGCCCUGCGAUACGGAAUGACCUACCCAUCACCAGCCCUGAGAUACGGAAUGACCAACCUAUCACCAGCCCUGUGAUACGGAAUGUCCUACCCAUCACCAGCCCUGUGGUACGGAAUGACAUACCCAUCACCACCCCUGAUAUACGAAAUGACCUACCAAUCACCAUCCCUGAUAUUCGGAAUUGCCUACCAAUCACCAUCCCUGUGAUACGGAAUGGCCUACCAAUCACCAACCAUGUGAUACGGAAUGGCCUACCCAUCACCAGCCCUGAUAUACGGAAUGACCUACCCAUCACCAUCCCUGUGAUAUGGAAUGACCUACCCAUCACCAGCCCUGUGAUAUGGAAUGACCAACCAAUCACCAGCCCUGAGAUACGGAAUGACCUACCCAUCACCAUCCCUGUGAUAUGGAAUGACCUACCCAUCACCAGCCCUGUGAUAUGGAAUGACCAACCAAUCACCAGCCCUGAUAUACGGAAUGACCUACCCAUCACCAUCCCUGUGAUAUGGAAUGACCUACCCAUCACCAGCCCUGUGAUAUGGAAUGACCAACCAAUCACCAGCCCUGAGAUACGGAAUGACCUACCCAUCACCAGCCCUGAGAUACGGAAUGGCAUACCCACCACCAGCCCUGUGAUACGGAAUGACCUACCCAUCACCAGCCCUGAUACAUGGAAUAAUUACCCAUCACCAGCCCUGAUAUACGGAAUGACCUACCCAUCACCAUCCCUCCCUGUGAUACGGAAUGGCCUACCCAUCACCAGCCCUGUGAUACGGAAUGGCCUACCCAUAACCAGCCCUGAUAUAUGGAAUGGCCUGCCCAUCACCAGCCCUGUGAUAUGGAAUGACAUACCCAUCACCAGCCCGGAUACUAGUAUACGAAAUGGCCUACCCAUCAUCAGCCCUGAUAAACGGAAUGAACUACCCAUCACCAUCCCUGUGAUACUGAAUGACCUACCCAUCACCAGCCCUGUGAUACGGAAUGACCUACCCAUCACCAGCCCUGAGAUACGGAAUGACCUAUCCAUCACCAGCCCUGUGAUACGGACUGGCCUACCUAUCAUCAUCCCUGAUAUACGGAAUGACCUACCAAUCACCAGCCCUGUGAUACGGAAAGAACUACCCAUCACCAUCCCUGAUAAACGGAAUGACCUACCCAUCAUAUGCCCUGUGAUACGGAAUGACCUAACCAUCAUCUGCCGUGUGAUACGGAAUGGCCUACCCAUCACCAGCCCUGUGAUACGGAAUGACAUACCUAUCACCAGCCCUGUGAUACGGAAUGGCCUACCUAUUACCAUCCCUGAUAUACGGAAUGACCUACCCAUCACCAUCCCUGAUAUACGGAAUGACCUAACCAUCAUCUGCCCUGUGAUACGGAAUGGCCUACCCAUCACCAGCCCUGUGAUACGGAAUGACCUAUCUAUCACCAUCCCUGAUAUACGGAAUGACCUACCAAUCACCAGCCCUGUGAUACGGAAUGACCUACCCAUCACCAUCCCUGAUAUACGGAAUGACCUACCCAUCACCAUCCCUGAUAUACGGAAUGACCUACCCAUCAUCUGCCCUGUGAUACGGAAUGGCCUACCCAUCACCAGCCCUGUGAUACGGAAUGGCCUAUCAAUCACCAUCCCUGAUAUACGGAAUGACCUACCAAUCACCAGCCCUGUGAUACGGAAUGACCUACCCAUCACCAUCCCUGAUAUACGGAAUGACAUACCCAUCAUCAGCCCUGUGAUACGGAAUGCCCUACCCAUCACCAGCCCUGUUAUACGGAAUGGCCUACCCAUCACCAGCCCUGCGAUACGGAAUGGCCUACCAAUCACCAGCCCUUUGAUACGGAAUGGCCUACCAAUCACCAGUCCUGUGAUACGGAAUGGCCUACCCAUCACGAGCCCUGUGAUACGGAAUGGCCUACCCAUCACCAGCCCUGUGAUACAGAAUGACCUACCAAUCACCAGCCCAGUGAUACGGAAUGACCUACCAAUCACCAGUCUUGUGAUACGGAAUGGCCUACCCAUCACCAGCAUUGUUUUAUGGAAUUACCUACCCAUCACCAGCCCUCUGAUACACAAUAGCCUGGUCGUCACCAUCCCUGCUAUAUAG
Molecule: messenger RNA, 2922 nt
Organism: Mya arenaria
Lineage: Eukaryota; Metazoa; Mollusca; Bivalvia; Myida; Myidae
Product: calphotin-like
Exons: 2
Coding region: 1-2922 (973 amino acids)
Biological process (GO): attachment of mitotic spindle microtubules to kinetochore
Source: RefSeq, a predicted model, not a curated record